Messenger RNA from Carya illinoinensis, 470 nucleotides. RefSeq lists its product as uncharacterized. Lineage: Eukaryota; Viridiplantae; Streptophyta; Magnoliopsida; Fagales; Juglandaceae. The transcript is spliced from 2 exons. The record is from RefSeq and is a predicted model, not a curated record.
AUGUCUGUGCAGUUCGUUUGUUUCUGUCUGAUGCAAACAAUUUUCUUCUGCAAUGAUUUGAAGGAGUCUAUGGAAUCUUUCUGGCUUUCUGAAACCCUUAAUUCUAAGAAGCCUUGUCAAUCUUACCUCACUAGUACCAAUAGGCAGCAUAGGGGAAGAAGCACUACGCCCAGGAAUCAACAAUAGGAAAACUUUGUUAUAAAAUUUUACCUUUUCUUUAUCGGAAUCGGGACUAAGAAGAAUGGUUGGUACAACAAACAUCCAUCUCGUUCGUAUUUUGGAUACCCAUAUAACCAUCGAAGACUGUUGAAGUGACUAAUUCCUGGAAAUUAAGGGGUGUUAAGAACAAAGAAAUUGUUAGAGUUAUCAUUUUUAUCUAGUACCAAGAUACUUGAUAUUAAGAAAAGAUCUUUUACAGGAAGGUUGGCUAAAGAUUUCUUGUAAAAACACUAGCCCCGUUCGGUUCAUAA